Messenger RNA from Adineta steineri, 1113 nucleotides. The record is from the annotation of a GenBank genome assembly. Lineage: Eukaryota; Metazoa; Rotifera; Eurotatoria; Adinetida; Adinetidae.
AUGCCCCUGAUUAAUGAUAUCCCUCAAUUGCAUAGUGUUUAUAUCUUCAGUAACAAUAAAUCCCAACAUGAAGAAUGGACAACAAAAUGGCAAAAAAUCAAGAGCGUUCAUACUAACAUCGAUGACUUAUGCCAAUCAUUAAAAAUCGGUAUCAAGCAGUUCAAUCAAGAUUCGAUUGCCAUGAGUUUUAUUACGGCAAACGAAAUGGCAUCAACUGGUAAUUUGAAUCAAUUAGAGCCAACAUUUAUGUAUACUCAAAUAUUCAAGGAUAUUCUUCUUGAUAUGAAACAUGAUGAACAGGCGAUCAAACAGUUUAUUGAUUAUUGUCGAAAAAAUAACAGCAUGUCACAACUCAAUAUUGACCGUUUUGAGAAAAACUAUCAGGCUCAAUCCGCUAUUUGGUGGUAUACUUUCCCAUCCAAUAUCUAUUCAAUACUCAAUUGUGCCCUUCGCGCUAUGGAAGGCGAUACUAUUAUUAAUAUGGGUUUUUUCAUCCAUGAUCUUCACCAACAAAUUCAACAGCUACAUCAACAACAGGCUCAUAGUUAUCAUGGCGAACCAUUCAUAGUUUACCGGGGACAAGGUCUUAUGAAAUCAGACUUUGAAAAACUUCAGAAAUUAAAAGGUGGACUUAUGUCAUUUAAUAAUUUCUUGUCCACCAGUAAAAAUGAUGAAGUGUCUCUCGGUUUUGCUCAAGGUGCUUCGACAGACCCGGAUAUGGUGGGCAUUCUUUUCAUUAUGUCAAUUGAUCCUUGCUUGGAAUCAACAUCAUUUGCCUCCAUCAAAGAGGAGAGUUAUUUUAAGGACGAAGAUGAAAUUCUCUUCUCAAUGCAUACCGUCUUCCGAGUGGGUGCAAUUAGACAAAUGGACAAUAACAAUCAACUUUAUCAAGUUGAAUUAGAGUUAACGUCGGACGAUGAUCCACAAUUACGAUUACUUACUGAUCGAAUACGGAAAGAAGCUGCUGGUGACAAUGAAUGGGAGAAAUUGGGUAACUUAUUGCUCAAAAUUGGGCAGUUUAAUAAAGCUGAAGAACUUUAUAAUGUAUUACUCGAACAGACAUCUGAUGAGAGUGAAAAGGCGUAUUAUUAUCAUCAGCUGGGAUAUGUCAAA